Messenger RNA from Drosophila biarmipes, 2474 nucleotides. RefSeq names its product G-protein coupled receptor moody. The record is from RefSeq and is a predicted model, not a curated record. The transcript is spliced from 3 exons. Gene Ontology annotation, biological process: G protein-coupled receptor signaling pathway. Lineage: Eukaryota; Metazoa; Arthropoda; Insecta; Diptera; Drosophilidae. Bases 401 to 2020 code for a protein of 539 amino acids. Gene Ontology annotation, molecular function: G protein-coupled receptor activity. Gene Ontology annotation, cellular component: membrane.
GAGGGGCGGCGGGCGGCGGCGAAAGAAACAACACCAAAUAGGAACAAUGUAAACAAAGCGGCCAUUCCACAGGCAAAUUACCAAAUUACCCGAUGAUGAAGUCAAUUGUUGUAUACAAUAAAAAUGUGUGUUGUUGCUGCUGCUCCGAUAUUCUUUUGUUUUCCUUUUUUCGAAAGUUUUUCUAGUUCGCCUGCUGUUUUUUUCGGCUUUUUUCUUUUUUCGGCUUUUCUCAAUAUUUUCUACGCUUGGCUGGCGGCGGCUGCCUUCGGGCCCACUUUUUGGGUGGGAACAAUGUGGCUGUGUGAACGCGGAGAAUUCAGUUUUAGUACAAAUUCGGCGCAGGAGCGAGCAACGCGCCCUCUUGCCGACCACAAAGUGCCACGCCACGCCACGCCACGCGAUGUUCCCGCCCGGCCAGAGUCCGCUCCCGAUCGCGCUGCCGCUGCCGCUGCCGCUGCCAGUUCCGGAUCCCCUUGCCAUCGGCCAGGACCCGGGAGCUCCUCCCCCGGCGGAGGAGGGUCUGGACCUGGACGGGGACCUGGCUCUGAAUCUGAACAUGAAUCUCGAGGGGGGGCGGCAGGUGCUCUUCGAGGGCUACUCGGACGAGCUGCUGACCAUCGCCUGGGUGGCCUGCAUCGUGUUCAUCAUCGUGGGCGUGCCCGGCAACCUCCUGACCAUCGUGGCCCUCUCGCGGGGCCGCCAGACACGCAACUCCACGGCCAUAUUCAUCAUCAACCUCUCCUGCUCGGACCUGCUCUUCGGCUGCUUCAACCUGCCCCUGGCCGCCUCCACCUUCAUGGAGCGGGCCUGGACACACAGCGAUCUGCUGUGCAGGCUGUUCCCGAUGCUGCGGUACGGCCUGCUGGCGGUGUCCCUGCUCUCCGUGUCGCUGAUCACCAUCAACCGGUACAUCAUCAUCGCCCAUCCGAGGCAGUAUCCCAGGAUCUACCAGCGACGAUACUUGGCGCUGAUGGUGGCCGGCACCUGGGUGACCACCUUCUCCAUCAUGAUACCCACCUGGCGGGGCGUGUGGGGCAUAUUUGGGCUGGACGCCAGCAUUGGAUCCUGCUCCAUCCUGCAUGACCAGUGGGGCAGGUCGCCCAAGGAGUUCCUCUUCAUCGCCGCCUUCAUGGUGCCGUGCAUCUGCAUCGUGAUCUGCUAUGCCCGGAUCUUCCUGCUGGUGCGACAGGCGGCCAUUCGGGCGGGCACCGCUGGCAAGAGCAAUGUCAGCGAUGUGACCCCCAGUUCAACCACCCUGCACCAGCACCCGGCCCAAGCUCCAGCAAUGGCCCUGCCGAAGAGACCGGAGAAGGCGAGCACGUCCAGCGGCGAGGCCCCGGAGGCGAGCCAAGGACGACCCUUUGCGGUGGACGAGCAGCUGGCGUACAUCGAUGACAACGCCUCGGCGGACAGUCUACCCAUUUCGUACAGCAUCAGGAGGAGGGACCAAGAACAGCAGCAGCAGCACCACCAGACCCCGGUGGAUGCGAAUGUGGUGCUCAAGGAACGGGAGCAGCAGAAGAUCAGCCUGGGACGCAGUCAGACGCAACUGGAGAUGGCCAAGAUGUCUGGAAAGAACCCCAUCACCACCUCGCUGCGCACCUCCUUCACGCGGUUCAGUCCGCGGAAAUCGCACUACGCCUCCAUGGCCAACACCUCGAACGCCUCCUCCAUUUACCCGGGCAGAAUGAGUGCCAAGGACCGUCGGCUGCUAAAGAUGAUACUGGUGAUCUUCGUGUGGUUCGUCAUCUGCUACCUGCCCAUCACGGUGGCCAAAAUAUGGAAAAGCGCCACCGAGGUGCACUGGUUCAACAUCGCCGGCUACCUGCUCAUCUACCUGACCACCUGCAUCAAUCCGCUGAUCUACGUCCUGAUGAGCUCCGAGUACCGGAGAGCCUACCGCAACCUGCUGCGCUGCCGCGGCUCUCCCGAUCCGCACGCCCAGCGGAACAAUGCCCACCCCGCCAAUGCCAAGCGAAAGCACCUGGAGUCCAAUCGCCAGGUGAAGGCCACGACGUGAUUUGCCACCCCAACAUCCACGCCAUUGCCGUCUUCGUCCUCCGUCCCAGCAGGAUAUGAACUUGAUGUGUGCCAUUCUAUGCCUACGUACAUGAUGAGGGCCCCGAACUUCAGGUUCAGCGAUCUGUGGUAAGAAACUGUGCACACUUAUAACGAUCCCACAUCCCUUGGUGAUCCUCGUGCCUCCAAACGCGUCUCCUAGUCAGGUCGUCGGAUCACCCGUCUUCAUCCAUAUCUAUGUAAUGUAGGAACUCCAGAAGUGAAUUGCAUUUUAUACCAAAUGACUUUAAUAUCUGGUUUACAUUUGAAUUCCAUGUUUAAGAACAAUCGAUGUUUUAGUUUUGUUUUUUUUUUUCUGUUUUGCUUGUCGCUAAUUAUUGUACCAAUACAUAAUAGAUGCAUCCAUAUACGGAUGCACCCUAUCUAUGCCCCCAAUAAAUGCUUCGAAUAAUUGA